UUCGUCCACAACGCUUGGCAGGUACAAAUUACCAAACCAACGAACACAACUAACUUCGACAAAAUGGAACAACCCAAAAUCCUCAAAUCCGAUUAACCAUAUCGACGGUGUAUGGUUCGUGAUUAAGAAACAUCUAUCCUUCCGUACUCGGUACUAUUGAUCUGUCUUGUCGGAGUGGAAUCGAGUUGGCUUCAUGAUGCGUGUGCUAGUGGCACGUGAGGAUACCGAUAUGCGAUGUGUGCGAUACACGAUGUGUGAUGCGCAAUAUGCAAUAUGCAAUAUGCAAGAUGAACUUCCCCCAUUCCGAAAGUAACCACGGGAAACGGAUUCUUUUACGAAACGUGGUUCUGCUUUCAAUAUUAAGUACCUUCUGCACAUUCCAAGUGGCGGACACUUGCUUAAUGUUCCAGUGGUUAAAAGCCUCAGUUCGGACCUUCUAGUGAUAGAUAAUGGCUAUUAUAUCCUAGUGGAUCCAUCAAUAUGGGUCUUGAAGACUUGAAGACUGUGUUUAGCGCACCACGAAGGCCCCUGCUGGUGGAUUUUAUACUUUUUUUUUCUGUUGAUUGAUGAUAUGAAUGAAAGUGGGCAAAUUAUUCCGAAUUACAGAGUUCGUUCAAUGUUUUACUUAGCUUUCUGCUAGGUGUCUGGUGCGUACAGUCAAGGGAUGAUUUUUCAAUCCGUAAUGUGGUUAAUAUAAAAUUACAGGAAAAAUGGAAAGCCACCCAUGGAUUCGCGUAUAGUUUUUACCAAGCGCUUACUGCCUGCAAACGAAAUCCGAAAUUUUCCGACGGGGUUCAGGGGCCAGCGCAACACAAAUAAAACAAAAUUCAUGUUAUACAAAGAUGGGUUUACGGGGUCGAUUCAUGAUACAUCAACAUUCCAACAGGAUCCGUUUGUCAAAUCCAAACCUCUUUCGUGCUAUCAUUCCCUAUAAAAAGUGGGAUUUUGAGCUUCUAAAAUGAUUCGUGGCAUUUUGAUGCAUUUAUGGCUCACGAUAGCUGAGAAGUCGGACGCGGAGUCUCGGGGCAAGAUUUUCCUGUGUGACCAUGCGACAAGGGUGAAAAAUCAACGACCAUCAAGAACAUUGACAACAUAGCCAACACUCAGGCAAAACGAAUGUGAGAAUGUCAUCGGGUAGUCAGAUAGCCAUGAUAGCCAUGGUGGAAAUUGACAAGACCUGAUUCCAGUGAAUCGAGUGUGGAUUUUCUUCUUAACAGUAUGAUUGACUCUUCUUCCUUGUUGAGCGUGUGUAACAACUCGGAAGAUUCUUAGGUGAGAUUAUGUAUUCAACGGUUUGAUCAAUGAAUCAAUGCAAACGUCUACCCGACGAUAAAAUCAAGUGAAAAGGGUACCUUUCCGUAACUAAUUCACUCGGAGGAUAGUUCUUUUUACCCCCACCAUCCCGGUAUUUUCUCUUGAAGACAUCUCAAUGUUGGGAAUCCACUCCUUUCUUUUUUAUACCUGUUACUUCAUAGCGCGAUAUUGAUAUCGGAUGAGAUAUAAACUAUCAGCCUUGCAUUUCAGUCAUGGUAAUCUUUCACCACUUCUGAUAGGAUAAAAUCUUAAAUCGAGCGGGCUGACCCACAUAUAGCCACGAAAUUUCACAGAUUAGUGACGGCACAGUCCAUAUCCAUAUACUAAACUCAGGAACUUCCUGGAUAUUCAGGAAAGAAGAAAUUUGACACCGACUAUUAAACCGAGCUAAGAUCAAAGAAGUGUCCUUAGCUCAAUUUUUCUUGAUUCUCCUUCCGCCCUUCCCAUUCUUUCCCACUCUCACACCAAGUCACAAAACUUCUUUUGCUUGUCAACACUCGAAGUCUUCAUCUCCACUCACAUAUACCUAUCUCCAAAAACCUCAUUUUUGAGUCUACUUCACACACAUCAAUACAAUGGCCGCUCGUGUUGCUCCUAAGAUGGCUUCCCUCAUGGGAUCUGCCUCCGCAAAGGUUGCCCGCCCAAUGGUUCGCUCCAACCUUGGUGCUCAACGUACCUUCACUGGUAAGCUUAAAGCUCUUUGAUAUCUUCCUAUCAUCAAUUUAGCUUGCAUGAAGCCUCAACAACUAUCAAUAUAGCUUCAGUUGUAUUACGAUCCAAUACAUCUAUCAUCGUCAG
Messenger RNA from Sclerotinia trifoliorum, 2112 nucleotides. NCBI's taxonomy places the organism in Eukaryota, Fungi, Ascomycota, Leotiomycetes, Helotiales, Sclerotiniaceae. The record is from the annotation of a GenBank genome assembly.